Molecule: messenger RNA, 2867 nt
Organism: Podarcis muralis (Common wall lizard)
Lineage: Eukaryota; Metazoa; Chordata; Lepidosauria; Squamata; Lacertidae
Gene: PRIM1
Product: DNA primase subunit 1
Biological process (GO): DNA replication, synthesis of primer
Source: RefSeq, a predicted model, not a curated record
GCGGAGCCUGGCUUCUCCCGCGCGCGCGCUCCGCUUUCCUCUUUGGACAUGGCAGAUUUCGAACCCGGCUCCCUGCCCGACCUUUUGCCGCUGUACUACCGCCGCGUCUUCCCCUUCGGCCUUUACGGGCGGUGGCUGCGCUACGGCGACGUGUCAAAGAAUUACUUUCAGCGAAGGGAGUUUUCGUUCACGCUCCGCGAUGACAUCUACGUGCGGUACCAGUCUUUCAACACACCCUUGGAAUUGGAAAAAGAGAUCCAGAAAAUGUGCCCUUACAAAAUCGACAUUGGGGCCGUGUAUUCGCACAAGCCCAUCCAGCACAACAUGGUACACCUAGGUGCCUUCCAGGCCCAGGAGAAAGAGCUCGUAUUUGAUAUAGACAUGACAGAUUACGAUGAUGUUAGAAGAUGCUGCAGCUCUGCAGAGAUCUGCCCCAAGUGCUGGACUCUAAUGACCAUUGCCAUCCGCAUCAUAGAUCGGGCACUCGUGGAGGACUUUGGCAUCAAGCACCGCCUCUGGGUGUACUCAGGACGGAGAGGCGUUCAUUGCUGGGUGUGUGACGAAUCGGUCAGGAAGUGGUCUUCAAGUCUCCGCUCUGCAGCAGUGGAAUAUCUCUCCCUUGUGAAGGGUGGCGAAGAGACCAUCAAGAAGGUGACUCUUCCGGACAACAUCCACCCUUUCAUCAGCGAAUCUCUAAAUGUGGUGAAGCGUUACUUCAGAGAGUAUGCACUUGUCGAGCAGGACAUUCUUGGAAGUAAAGAGAGCUAUGAAAAAGUGUUGGCUUUGGUCCCAGAGACAGUUCGAAAAGAACUGCUUCAGGAAUUCACUAAAAAGCACGAUUCAGUCAAGCGCUGGGAGCUUUUGACAAAAGCAUUGGAAAGACACGGUGGCACACUCAAGAAAAUGGCGCACACUGAGUCUGAGAUCAUGCUUCAGUACUGUUUUCCACGGCUAGAUAUGAAUGUCAGCAAAGGAAUCAACCACUUGUUGAAGAGCCCCUUCAGCGUUCACCCCAAAACAGGACGUAUCUCAGUACCAAUCGACCUGAAGAAACUGGAUGAAUUUGAUCCAUUUGCUGUUCCCACUAUAAGCCGCCUCUGUCAUGAGCUGGACACAGUUAGCAACGACGAGGGGGAUGCAAAAGAAAAUGACGGGGAGCCCGAAAACUCUCGGCGAAGCAGAGAUUACAAGAAAACCAGCCUGGCUCCAUAUGUGAAAGUCUUUGAGCAGUUCCUGGAGGAAAUGGAAAAAUCUCACAAAAAGGAACGUCUCAAGGCUAGCGAUAUGCAACUGGAUUUCUGAAGUUUUUUUGACAUUUGAUGUGCAGUAAUGAGGACCCUUUCAUGCAGCCAGACGGCUGUGUUCAUCUGCAGUGGAACGUAUUUUUAGCUGCCUCGUUAGAUUCUUGCAGCACCCAACCACUUUCAUUUACAGAAGCAGACCAAAGUAAUAAUAAUCACCCCCUAUCCAAGGGCUGGUGAUUAGAAUAGAAUUAGGAGCUCACAGUCUUGUAGGUGCCAGCAGCAGAAUACAGAGCCCAUGUGGCAAAAGGACCUGAUGUAAACUACCCGCAUGAUUAAAAUGUAAACAUUCAGCAGUAGUGUUGAAAUUCCACAUAAGGUGGGAGCCUACUCAACAUGAUGUGUCUUUCACUGGUAGCAGAUAAAAGAAGAGUUUGUAUCACAUACUAGCACAGAAAAAAUGGUGUGGUGUUGUUUCUCCUUGAGAUAAACUUCAAAGAACAGGAAACUCUGGUUGGAACUUUGAAGGAGAGGGAGCCUGGCUUGAUUUGGCUACCAAGAAUCAGAUGUGCAGGACUCGGCAGAAAACAUUGUGGCACAUUUAUGGCAAAAGAGGCAACAGGCAAUGUGCUAAGCAGCCCUGAUUACCUCAUCAUCCUCUUAUUUUCCAGUCUAGUUCUUUUUGGUUUUGUCCCCUGCCCCCAUUUUUUUAAUGCAGAAAGUUCAGUAUGCAUUUGCUUUUGCAUAGGAUGCCUCUUAGAUUAACGGUCCUGAGUUAAUGAAUGUAAGCCAGGUAUUUUCUGUAAAUAUCUGGGCAGUUUUUCAUUCUCAAGAGUUUGCAUUUUGCUCCCAAGAGAGGCACUAGAACAGACCCGCUCUGCUUGUGAGCCACCAAGCUAAAUGCCACCUGCAGGUCAUGUGUUAAGGCAGCAGUGCUUAAUUCUCAGGCCAACAGCCGAAUCUGCCUCCAAGUCUUUUUUUUUUCUGCCCACUCCUGCUACCAAAGACUCUGCUGAUUUCUAUUAGCAGCAAAAAGAAAGCAAAAGCUAAGUCGACGCAACACAGAGAUUCUGCCAGAGCUAUACAAACUUUUGGCCACACCCACUGAAACACAGCAUAAGCCAUGUCUACUUGGAAGUAUGCCCUAUUGAAUUCAGUGGUUCUUGCUCCCAGGUAAGUGACAUUAGGUUUGCAGCCUAAAUCAGUCUCUGAGUUGCAGGUAUUAUAAUAAAGCAUCAUAAGGCCUUAACGUUGCUCCAAAAUGAAUUUUUGUGACAAAGUAUCGGGGGGAAGUCAGGAGAGGGUUACAGGAAGUGUGCAUAAUAGCCAUGUGUGCAUCGCCCACCUCUGUAGUACCCAAAAAACAGGCUGAGCAGCUUGGCUCCAUGUAUUUUAUAGGCUGUGUACAUUAAUGUAUGCAACAUCUAUGCUGUAACCAGCAGUGCCUUCCCCACUUUCCUGUUGUUGUUAUCUUCUUUUUAAUUCUGUACAGGCUAAAUGUUAAGACUGUUUUAUUUUAUCACCUUAGAAGGAAUUUGUUCAUGUUGUCCUUUUUGGUUUUCUUUAUAUUUAAAGCUCCGUUGUCCUAAAAUCUUUACAUUUUCAUAAAUAAAUUUUUCAAAACAG